CGAUUGUGUACACCCGCAACCGCAACCUUGCGAAACGCGAGCCAGACGUCGCACACGACCUUGGACACAGACAUUCUCAGUGACUAUUAUACAUCGCCACAAUGUCGCUUUGCCAGAACAGACUUCAGGAGGAGCGCAAGCAGUGGCGCAAGGACCACCCUUUCGGUUUCUUCGCGAAGCCUCAGCGCAAUGCCGCAAGUGGAACACUCGAUCUGAAGGUUUGGGAGUGCGGUAUUCCUGGCAAGGAGAAGACAAUCUGGGAGGGCGGCCUGUUCAAGUUGACAAUCACAUUCCCCGAAGAGUACCCGACGAAGCCACCCAAGUGUAAAUUUGUCCCUCCGCUGUUCCAUCCUAACGUCUACCCCUCCGGCACCGUUUGCCUGUCGAUCUUGAAUGAGGAAGAGGCGUGGAAGCCCGCAAUUACGGUGAAGCAGAUCCUGCUCGGUAUCCAGAAUCUGCUCGACGACCCCAACCCCGAGUCUCCCGCUCAGGCUGAAGCCUACAGUCUCUUCAAGAAGGACAAGACGGAAUACGAGAAGCGCAUCAAGCGCGUCGUGAGAGAGAACCCGGCGCCUUAGAUGCAACGGCAACUAUGUGUGAAUAGAUUUACGAGAUCACAGCGUCAUGCGCAUAGGCAGGACUUCGGAGUUACGGGAAUACCAUACGGUCUGCUUCUCUGCUUUCGAUCUGUUCGAUGGCAAUG
Messenger RNA from Colletotrichum godetiae, 703 nucleotides. RefSeq names its product SUMO-conjugating enzyme ubc9. NCBI's taxonomy places the organism in Eukaryota, Fungi, Ascomycota, Sordariomycetes, Glomerellales, Glomerellaceae. The record is from RefSeq and is a predicted model, not a curated record. Gene Ontology annotation, biological process: protein sumoylation. The coding region runs from base 102 to 578 and encodes 158 amino acids. The transcript has 4 exons. Gene Ontology annotation, molecular function: SUMO conjugating enzyme activity. Gene Ontology annotation, cellular component: nucleus.